Lactuca saligna is the source of this 594-nucleotide messenger RNA. The record is from the annotation of a GenBank genome assembly. Lineage: Eukaryota; Viridiplantae; Streptophyta; Magnoliopsida; Asterales; Asteraceae.
AUGAGAACACCAAAAAGGUUGAGAAUGCUAGAACAAAGGUUAAAUCAAAAUAAAAUCGAAUUGGAACAUCGGGAAUCAGUGAAAAAGGUGCGAAGGAGGAAAAUUACCAAUCGUGAUUUUUGCAGUCAUUCUUCAAGCCCUGAAUCGGGAUUGCAAGUCCUGAGGCUUACGAGAAAUCGAGGCGGUCUCUUGGCCUUCGAUGAAAUUGGCGAUGGUGGAAGUCAAGGGGCAGAGAGUGUGAAGGCUCACCAGCGACGACAGCAAUUGGGCGACAUGAAUGGAAGAAAGGCUCACAUCGCAGGUGUGUUGUCCGAUAUUCAGGAUGUUGUGUCCAAUUGCGAUCGUCUCCGGGGUUCGAAGAGGUUGAAGAGACAGAGUGAAGAGGGGAAGGAAGGGGGUCGAUUAUACGACGACCCUUGUGGCUUAAUCGUCGUCAUCAGCAGCGCACAAAUGGGGGAAAGAGCAAACAACAAAAAAUCAACAUUUGGGGUGAAAUCAGGAAGCAUCAUCGUUCGAUGUAGAUGGUUCAUCUUUCGAGCAAGGGAAAAGGAAAACGGAAGUAGUUGGGAUCGCCUGUGUGAUUCGGAUGUGUAA